AUGUCGAUCUCAGAUGCACUUUCUUCGACACACGAAGUAAUAAUGUCAAUAUUAGCUGCAUCACAAAUAUCUUCUCUCUUACUUAAUGACCCAGUUCUAAUUAACAAAAGGCUUGAACGAUGGAAAACUCGGCUCCGAAAUCUGACAGAAAUCCAAUUACCCACAGAUUAUCCUCGGCCAUUACCGCCGAGAGUCAUAGAGGCCGUGAAAAUUCUGAAUCUACCAGAGUCCACCGCACUGGCAGUAUUACAACUCUCCCUAGAUUUUCCGUCGAAUACUGUUCCUGCUCAUCCAACAAAACCUUCAAUUUUCAAUAUAACUACAUCACAAGACAGCGGAUCAUUUUAUGAACAUCCAUCACCUUUUACAAUUUUACUAGCUGCUUUCACUCUGCUGUUGUAUCGAUACACGAGCGAUGAAGAUAUCACAGUUGGAUCAUCAUCUGACACAAGGAACCCUCUUGUGCUACGAGUAAAUAUUAGCCCUACGGACACUUUUGAACAAGUUGUGCUAAAGAUUGAAAGAGAAGCGACAGCGGAUGAAGUUCCAUUCAAUUUGCUAUUGUCUUCAUUAUUUUCUGACAAAAAUCAACAAAAAAAUGUAUCACACUCGGAUGCCAUGCAAUCACCACUCUUUCGCGUUCGUUUUUUCAACCAAACCGAUAUACCCGAAAUUCCUGUCUUACAAGCAACUUCUUUAACAACUGAUCUCACUGUGACAAUCACUUCUCACUCUUCAUCGUCACUGCGCCACGCACUUUUACCCGCUAUCGAAAUUUGUAUAUCAUAUAAUCAAGUAUUAUUUUCCGAGAAACGGAUAUCUUACAUGUUAGAUCAACUUAACGCUAUCAUCAACUAUUCAUCUCUGCACAGGGAAACAUGCGUAGCAGAAAUUCCACUGUCAACAGGUCAAUGUCUUCCGGAUCCACGCGCUGAUUUACAAUGGUCCGAGUUUCGUGGUGCUAUAACGGAUAUCUUUUCGGCAAAUGCCAAAAAGAUGCCUGAUCGCAGAUGUGUGAUAGAAUCUGUAAUCGGUAGUGAUCGAAAAAGAGUAUUCACCUAUCGUCACAUUAAUGAAGCCUCGAAUAUUGUGGCACAUUAUUUAAUCGCGAACAAGAUUGAGAGAGAAGAUGUAGUCAUGAUAUACGCUUACCGUGGAGUGGAUCUUGUUAUCGCAAUUAUGGGUGUUCUCAAAGCUGGUGCCACGUUUAGCGUUAUUGAUCCUGCUUAUCCGCCCGAACGUCAGAAUAUAUAUUUGUCCGUCGCAAAGCCACGUGGAAUUAUUAUUCUUAAUCGUACCGGAACCUUACAUUCGUCCGUUUCUGAAUACAUUCAAGAAAACCUUGAUAUUAAAUGUACGAUACUUGCCUUGUCAAUACUAGACGAUGGAUUCAUAAGGGGCGGCAAUGAUGGGCCGAUAAAAGAUGUGCUGAAUAAUGUCCGCGACCGUGUAUCUCAGGAUAUUGAUAUUUUAAUCGGUCCGGAUAGUAUCGGUACAUUAAGUUUUACUAGUGGAAGCACCGGAAUUCCGAAAGGUGUAAGGGGGAGACAUUUCUCGCUCACAUAUUAUUAUCCGUGGAUGUCCCAGGAAUUUGGAUUGUCGGAUAACGACCGUUUUACAAUGCUCAGCGGGAUCGCUCACGAUCCAAUUCAACGCGAUAUUUUCACACCUUUGUUCCUUGGGGCUGAAUUGCACAUUCCCACCAGUGAGGAUAUUGGGAUACCAGGAAGAUUAGCAGAGUGGAUGGCUGAAAAUCAAGUAACCGUAACUCAUUUAACACCAGCUAUGGGACAAUUACUUUCUGCAAAUGCAAGUACCCCAAUACCUUCUCUCCGCAACGCAUUCUUUGUUGGCGAUAUCCUCACGAAGCGUGAUUGUAAUCGACUCCAACAUCUCGCCCCCAAUACGUGCAUAAUCAAUAUGUAUGGGACAACUGAAACUCAACGAUCUGUCUCAUACUUCACUAUUCCGUCUUUAUCAUCUGCGCCCGCAUUCUUAAAGUCACAAAAGGAUGUCAUACCCGCUGGAAAGGGUAUGCAGAAUGUUCAACUUUUAGUGGUGAAUAGGAAAAAUAAAAGCAUAUUAUGUGGAGUCGGGGAAAUUGGAGAGAUUUAUGUAAGAGCCGGGGGAUUAGCAGAGGGAUACUUGAGAUUAGAGGACGUCACAAAGGAGAAGUUCUUAGAUAAUUGGUUUGUGGAUGGUGUUAUUUCGGAAUCUCAAAAUAAUGAUGGAAACGAGAGUUGGAGAAAGUUUUGGAAAGGAAAAAGGGAUAGACUGUAUAAAACUGGUGAUCUAGGAAGAUAUCAACCGGAUGGAAAUGUUGAAUGUGCAGGAAGAGCUGAUGAUCAAGUAAAAAUACGUGGAUUCCGUAUCGAACUCGGUGAAAUAGACACUUAUCUCUCACAACAUCCGCUCAUCAGGGAGAACGUUACUUUAUUGCGAAGAGAUAAAUACGAGGAACAAACUCUCGUUAGUUAUUUCGUACCCGUAAAUGAUGAGGAGUUAAGUUCUGGGGGAGAAGAUGAGGGCAAAGUUGUUACACCUGGGAAAAAGAGUUAUAAUAGACUUAUCAAACAGAUAAGAGAUUAUUUGAAACAGAGGCUACCAAGUUAUAGUGUACCUUCAGUGUUUGUUCCAUUAAAAAGGAUGCCACUAACACCAAAUGGAAAGAUCGACAAACCUGCAUUACCUUUCCCUGACACUGCUCUGAGAUCGAAAAUUGUUUCUGAAGCUAAUGCACAAAAACUAACGGCAGUAGAGCAGACGAUACACGACAUCUGGUUAGAUCUUCUUCCCAAUCCACCGGCACCACACAUUUCAUUAGAUGACAAUUUCUUUGAUCUUGGGGGACACUCGAUCUUAGCCACGAGAUUGAUUUUCGAACUUCGUAAAACUUGUGGUAUAGAUGUUCCUCUAGGAAUGAUUUUCGAACAACCAACGAUUCGUGGUCAGGCAAAAGAAAUUGACAACAUGUUGACAGGUGAUUUGAAUAUUGCGGAAGAAUCAGAUGAUAACACUCUCCCAGAAACAUUGGCCAUAGGCAAAGGGUUAACCAACAAAAAAGCAGAAUUUGAUUAUGCGAAAGAAGUCGAAAUAUUGGCAUCCGAAUACCUUUUGGAAAGUUACACACCCUUACCUGAAGACUGUGCGAGAAGAACUAUUUUCGUUACAGGCGUUACUGGAUUCCUCGGAGCUUUUAUACUCUCGACUUUUUUGAACUUUAAUGAGGAGAUAAAGGUGAUCGCGCAUGUUCGAGCUCAGACAAAGGAGCUUGCAAUAGAAAGAGUGAAGAAUAGUUGUGUGUCACACCUUGUGUGGAAGGAGGAGUGGGUAAAAGAGGGUAGACUGGAAGUGGUUUGCGGAGAUCUGGAGAAGGAUAGAUUGGGAAUUACUGAAGAUGAAUGGAAUGCAUUGGCCGAACGCGUUGACGUGAUUGUGCACAAUGGAGCGUUGGUACAUUGGGUGUAUCCAUACUCCAAGCUCAAGGCAGCUAAUGUUUUAGGAACAUUAUGGUGCAUCAGAUUAGCGUCUACACAUCACAUCAAGCCUUUCAAUUUUGUAAGCUCCACAUCAGUUCUCGACACCGAGCAUUAUGUUUCGUCAAGUGAUGCCAUAAUUGAAAAAGGUGGGAAGGGAAUAGGUGAGGAUGAUGAUCUAGAAGGUAGCAGGUAUGGCUUGAGAAGUGGUUACGGUCAGAGUAAGUGGGUCUCUGAAAAACUAAUAUUUGAAGCACGAGAGAGAGGUCUGCCAGCUACCAUCCUAAGACCUGGAUAUAUUGUUGGUCACUCUCAAACGGGUGUUACAAAUACUGAUGAUUUCAUUUGGCGCCUACUAAAGGGUUGCAUUCAAUUAAAACUCGUACCCACUAUUCACAACGUAAUAAACAUGUGCCCAGUAGACUAUGUUGCCGAAUGCGUUGUUCGGAUAUCUCUUUCAUCCGUCGCUCCCUCUAAAGGAGUUUUUCAUGUAACUCAUCCCGCUAACGCUUCUUUCAGAUUCGAUGAUCUAUUCAACUCCUUACCACUUUAUGGAUAUAUUGUUUCCAAGACGGAAUACAUCAUUUGGCGAAACAGACUGAUGGAAUUUACUUUGGAGUCGCGAGACAAUGCAUUAUAUCCACUUUUGCACUUUGUGCUGGAUGAUCUGCCAACGAGUACAAAGGCCCCACAGUUAGAUAAUUCAAACACUUUGGAGGUGGUUGGAUUGGAAAGUGAAUUGAUCAGUGAAAAAUUGAUGGGGAUUUAUUUAGGAUAUCUGGUUAAGGUUGGUUUUUUGGAUGAGCCAGUUCUCAAGGGUGGCUCGGGAAGUGAAGGAAUUCUGGGGUAUGAGAGAAUCUUAGAUUUACCUGAUGUCCCAAUUCAAUUGGACGGUAUUAAGGUUCUAAAGAGGAGCGGAAGAAAUUAA
This is a messenger RNA of Acaulospora morrowiae, 4404 nucleotides long. The record is from the annotation of a GenBank genome assembly. NCBI's taxonomy places the organism in Eukaryota, Fungi, Glomeromycota, Glomeromycetes, Diversisporales, Acaulosporaceae.